Anas platyrhynchos (mallard) is the source of this 3845-nucleotide messenger RNA. NCBI's taxonomy places the organism in Eukaryota, Metazoa, Chordata, Aves, Anseriformes, Anatidae. The record is from RefSeq and is a predicted model, not a curated record.
CUCCUCCUCCUCCUCGUCCCCUCCCUCCGCUCCGGGGCGGUCUCGGCCGCCGAGCUCCGGCUGCGGCAGCCCGGGGGUGCGCAGCAGGGGCGGCGGGAUGGACUGGCAGGUGCUGACCCGGGAGCUGUCCCUCUACCUGGAGAGCCAGGUCCGCGUGGGGCUCUUCGGCUCCGGCGUGGGCUUGUCGCUGGUGCUGGGCUUCGGCGUCGCCUACGCCUGCUACUACCUCAGCAGCAUCGCCAAGAAACCCCAGCUGGUGGCCAGCAACAAACGUUUCUGCCGCUUUCUGGAGGAAUAUUGCCCUGUUGUGACAGAAACUUACUAUCCCACGAUUUGGUGCUGGGAAGGCCGGGUACAGACACUCCUGCGUCCCUUUAUCACUUCUAGACCCCAAGUACAGUACAGAAAUGAGCUCAUUAGAACAGCAGAUGGAGGACAGAUUUCGCUGGAUUGGUUUGAUAAUAAUGACAGCUUAUAUUAUCCGGAUGCCAGCACAAGACCUACUGUCCUGUUAUUGCCUGGUCUGACAGGAACGAGCAAGGAAUCCUACAUUCUUCAUAUGAUCCAUCAGAGCGAAACACUGGGAUAUAGAUGCGUGGUUUUUAACAACCGUGGAAUUGCUGGUGAGGAUCUUUUGACACCAAGGACUUACUGUGCAGCUAACACAGAGGAUUUAGAGGCAGUUAUUCAUCACAUCCACAGCUUGCACCCCUCAGCUCCGUUCAUGGCAGCCGGUGUUUCUAUGGGAGGCAUGCUUCUUUUAAAUUACCUGGGCAAAACUGGCAGAGACACUCCUUUAAUGGCAGCUGCAAUUUUCUCUGCGGGUUGGAAUGUUUUUGAGUCUGUAGAGUCUCUGGAGAAGCCACUAAACUGGCUUCUUUUCAACUAUUACUUGACUACUUGUCUACAAUCCUCCAUCAGCAGGCAUCGACAAAUGCUGGAAAAAUUAUUUGACAUGGAUCUCGUGAUGAAGGCUAGAACUGUUAGAGAAUUUGAUAAACAGUUCACUUCAGUCAUGUUUGGCUACCGUACAAUUGAUGAUUACUAUGAAGACGCUAGCCCAUGUCGCAAGCUGAAGUCAGUAGGAAUUCCAGUGUUAUGUCUGAACUCUGUGGAUGAUGUUUUCUCACCGGGUCAUGAAUUUGCUCUCUCGCAUUGUGGGUCUGUUUGUGGAUGGCUAAGAGACCCUGGAAGCAGUCUUGAGAAAAGCACCACACCGCUGCCAAGCAUCAUUUGCAUUUUGGCACUGGAGAGCACCACAGAAUUGUUCAGUUCUUCUCCUGAGAAGCUGCAGAGCAAGGAACUCUGCUGGGGAGGAAUCACACAAACGGUGACCCAGCUGUGUCAAGGCUGGCUGUGCCAGGGGCAGGCUUUCCUGUGCACCGUGGGGGAGGUAAGAGCAGGGAUGCAAGAGCAGCUCAGAUUGGGCAGCUGCUAAAAAUCCUCACUGCGGAUGGAAAUCCAAGGCUACAUAUCCAGCACCGUGCGGCAGCUUUUGAUGAGCGAUAAUCUGUGGCAGAAGUCUGUUGUGAAUGACUGCGCGAUGGAAUAGGGCCAGCUUUCAGGAUGGGGAAGGUGACAUUCGUCAAGAGCUCUGUGUGGCUCACGCCUUACCCAGCAGCGUACAGAUAGGUACAAAUACCCUCGCAGUAGGCAGAAGCUCACAUCAAUCACUGCCAACAUCUUCAUACACCACAAGGUGUUCAUCCAGAGAACCCAGGGGAGCCAGACAGGAGACUCCUGGGUGCAUAACUGAGGCAAGACUCCAGGCGAGUGCUUGCAGAGUCUGGGGCCUGAAGCUCUGGCAUGCUUUGGAUUGCAAGAGCUGACACGUUGUUUGCUGCACCUCUGGUUUCCAACCUGUGCUAUUACCUUGUCCAAGCUGUCAGGCCCUGUGCUUUUAUCUCCUCGACUUCUCUUUCUAGCCUUGCCUCUGCAAUGCUUUAGAAGGCCCAGGUACCGCAGAUGCUAUUUCCAGUUUUCCAGCUGAACAAAGGAAAAUCCGAGGACUUUUUGUAGAGACAGUGAGAAACACAGUUCCUUCCAGCUAGUAAAGAAUCAAAAUCACUUAUUAAAUGAUCAAAUCAAUGUAGGGGUUUAGCAUCCAUGCUGAAUCUGUCCUGCAGGCCCUGCACCCCUGCCCCAUCUAUUUCAAGGUGUAGUCAUUGCAUUCGGGGUCCUGUGUGCCUUGCCCUGCCUGGCUGUCCUUUUACCCUAGCUGACGAAAAUUAAGGCAAAUCGGCAUCAGAGGCACACGGCGAUGGGUCUGCCAGCACCCAAAGGAAAGGAAGGACCAUGGGCAUAAAGAAGCUAAAGAUAUGCAGGGAUAACGACUGCUCAUGGACCUUUGACGUAGCAAUGUAGAAAAGUUAAAGAAAAAACCCUAGAAAGGAGGGGAGAUCUUGCAGGAAAGUUCAGUCAGAAGGAGAUGUGGACAUCUGAACUGCCCCCCCAAAAGUAGCCCUGAUUAAGUGUCUCUCUUCAGAAAUACUUCUUAAUAAAUAAGGCCUGUGAAGUCCUGUAGAAGUCCUGUGAAUGACUCACUGCUUUCUGUUGUAGUGCCAAAGCAUUUUUAAUUUAGCAGUGUAUGACCUAAAAUCAGGUUUAUUUUCUUGUGGAAUCACAACCUUUUUUUGACAAUUCGGUGCAACCUCUAGUACUCCUCUCUGGACAAAAUGUGUGUUCUUUUGCUGCUGUUUCUUUUCUAUCAGGCUGAAAAAUCAAAAAAUCUGUAUGGAUUUUGUGUUGUUUAUUUUUUUUUCCUCUAUUCCAUGAGGUACAUUAUUUCAAAACUAGAACUUCCAAAGGCAUUCUUCACUGAAACGCUUGAGAUUUCUGCUUGUUCAGGAGUAUAUCCAGUGCACUUACAAUUUCUGAGGAAAUCACUUAAAGUAGCUAAUUUUUACAUCAAGAGCACAAACACCAGAGUUCCAUAAAGCUCCACCAUUGUGUCAACCAGUUCACAGGAUGAGCAUCAUCCCACCACCCUGAAAUACUUUGCAAAUCCACAUGCUUUCAGUGCUCAUUUGAGUCUGCCUGCUGCCAUUUGUAUAUUGGUAUUAGCGUGGUGACCCAGGCCAGGGAGCUGAAAACUAACCAGUAGAAGAAAACCCCUUGGUGUAUCUGCUCUAAUCAUCUGAAUUCGACAUUAAGGCAUUUUCUGGUAGUCACAGUACGGUAGAGAACCACAAACCUCCUGGAUAGUGUGGGACAGGUUUCUAUGUCCUUGUGCAGUUGUUUGCCUUCCUCUUACUUUGUUUCCUGGGUGUAUUGAGACGAUGAGUUCCUCAGGGGGAGAACUGUCUCCCACUUUGUUUUCACAGGCGUGCUCUAAACAUGCAGUGUAAAUGUAUGGCAGUACAGAUAGAAUGAUGAUGACAACCCAAAACCUUCUUUAAUUUUAGCUCGUGAUGACAUUAACAGUUUUGUGUUUGGUCCCCUAAGAAAAGAAUGGGAUUCACAGUUAAGUUCCCAAGUUCCUCAUUUUUUCCAAAGUCGAAUAUUGCAACAAAGGUUAAAAACUAUGGGCUUGAUUGCCCUUUUGUUUGUAUGACAUGCACCGAAUCAUAAAUAUGCAUCAACAUGAGUGCUGUUACGAUGAACCCAUGGUUUCUGAAAGUUUUACAGCAGCCAGGAAAAUCCUACAAAAAAGGUGAGUUAACGAUGAAGAGAGAAAUGUCUUUUAACACAGCUAUGGUUCUAAGUCCUCCUGCGGUACAUUUAAACAUGCAUUUAACGUAAACGUGCAUUUUUAUUCAUAUAUAGCGUGACAAACAUUUGAGAAAAAUUGUUCGGUGGCUGGCAUUUCAUAGAAGAACGAGUACUUAAAGUUCUCCCCCCCACCC